AUGCCGAGACCAACCUCAUCACCUGCUCAUAUUCGCUUCUUCUUCCCCUUCUUCUCCUACAUCCCCUGUGUCGUCUUCCUCUGCUUCCUCUCCCAUGCUGCAGUGUCUCAAAUCCAAGAUCAAGAAUUGCAAGUGCUGUUGAAGCUCAGGCAAUCCUGGCAAGACCCAUCGUCCCUCGACCGCUGGGUGGCCUCCAAUUCAUCCUCCCACUGCGCAUGGCCCGAGAUCAAAUGCCAAGAAGGCUCGAUCACCGAGCUCAAUCUUGUCAGCCUGAACAUAAAUUAUUCGAUCCCCCCAUACAUCUGCGACCUCAAGAAUCUGACCAAGCUCGAUCUCUCCUACAACUAUAUUCCUGGAGAGUUUCCCACUGUUCUCUACAACUGUUCCAAGCUCGUGUACCUCGACCUAUCCCAGAAUUACUUCGAAGGCCCUAUUCCAUCUGACAUCGAUCGCAUGGCCAAUCUUCAGGUCCUGAUUCUUGCCGCCAACAGCUUCUCGUUCGACGUUCCGGCAUCGGUAGCAAGGCUGCGGAGGCUGAGGAUCCUUCACCUUUACAAGUCCGAGUACAAUGGCACAUAUCCUGAAGAGAUUUUUGGCCUCUCUGAUCUCGAAGAACUGAGGCUCGAGUACAACAAGAAGUUCGUGCCAUCACAGCUACCGCAGAACUUCACUGUCCUGAAGAAGCUGCGGUUCUUCUCAAUGGCGCAGACGAACCUUUAUGGUGGAAUCCCGAAGACGGUCAGCGAUAUGGAGGCUCUUGAGCACUUGGAUUUGGGGAAGAAUCCACUGACAGGAGAGAUCCCGGGCAGCAUUUUUGCUCUGAGGAUCUUGACGGCUUUGCUCUUGAGUGGUAAUGGAUUAACUGGCGAGCUUCCCAAGGAGCUGUCCCCAAACCUCACUCGGAUCGAUCUGAGCAACAACAAAUUCUACGGCAAGAUUCCGACCACAGUGUCUUCGUGGAGGAACUUGGUGGUGUUCGAUGCUAGUAAUAACCUCCUCAGUGGCACGGUUCCGGCUGAAUUGACCGUGCUUCCUUCUCUGACGACGCUUUUGCUCGGUCAGAACAAGCUCUCCGGGAAUCUUCCCGCAGACAUUAUUUCAUGGAAAUCCUUGACCACUCUGGAUCUUAGUCACAAUAAGAUCUCGGGACCGAUUCCCAGCAAAAUCGGUCUUCUGCCUGUGCUCACGCAUGUGGACCUGUCUGACAACCAACUGUCUGGCCUGAUUCCUCCUGAAUUCGGCCAAUUGAAUCUGAACCUUCUGAAUUUAUCAUCCAAUCGCCUCAGUGGACCAAUCCCACCCAAGUUAGACGAAAUCGCAUAUGACGCCAGUUUCCUGAACAACCCCGGCCUCUGUGCAUCCAAUUCGUUCAUGAGGAUCAAUAUCUGCAACAACCAAUCCCAAAGAUCAAGCAAGACCAAUCUCACCUUGAUCAUGAUCUUGGCCAUUGCAGCGGCGAUGUGUGUUUUGUUGGUGGUGCUAUUCAUGAUCAAAGCUUCCAGAAAUAACAGGGACCAGGCGGAUUCAAAUUUGCAACUGUUGGAGCAGGUUUUGAGUGCUAUUGUUGAGAUUCUAUCAAGUUUGUUUGUAUGA
Messenger RNA from Eucalyptus grandis, 1593 nucleotides. Its product is annotated as receptor-like protein 52. Gene Ontology annotation, molecular function: protein binding. Bases 1 to 1593 code for a protein of 530 amino acids. Lineage: Eukaryota; Viridiplantae; Streptophyta; Magnoliopsida; Myrtales; Myrtaceae. The transcript has a single exon. The record is from RefSeq and is a predicted model, not a curated record.